Messenger RNA from Hydractinia symbiolongicarpus, 613 nucleotides. RefSeq names its product 40S ribosomal protein S12-like. Gene Ontology annotation, cellular component: cytosolic small ribosomal subunit; ribosome. NCBI's taxonomy places the organism in Eukaryota, Metazoa, Cnidaria, Hydrozoa, Anthoathecata, Hydractiniidae. The record is from RefSeq and is a predicted model, not a curated record. The transcript is spliced from 5 exons. Gene Ontology annotation, biological process: translation. The coding region runs from base 141 to 563 and encodes 140 amino acids. Gene Ontology annotation, molecular function: structural constituent of ribosome.
UAAUAACCGGCUGCCGUGAAUUUUGUAAAAUCUUAUUUAGCUUUCAGACCUCUGCAACAUGGCCUUUUUAAAUUUGCUGCGCGAUACAUUUAGUGAUACCUUAAACUUACGGAACUCAUUAAGGAAUUCCUGCAUUCAAAAUGUCUGAUGCGGAAGGAGAUGAUGUUUCCAUGCCACAAGAAGCUGGUGGUGCCAUGGACAUCAACACUGCCCUACAAGAAAUCCUGAAGCAAUCUCUUAUGCACGAUGGGUUAGCACGAGGUUUGCGUGAAGCAGUUAAAUGCCUUGACAAACGACAAGCAUUGUUGUGCAUCCUGGCUAACAACUGUGAUGAACAAACUUACGUCAAACUUAUUGAGGCUCUCUGUGCAGAACACAACAUCAAUUUAAUAAAGAUUGAAGACAACAAAAAAUUAGGAGAAUGGUCAGGUUUAUGUAAAAUUGAUAAAGAAGGAAAAGCAAGAAAGGUUGUUGGUUGUAGUUGUGUAGUAGUGAAGGAUUGGGGAAAAGAAUCACAAGCUCAUGGUGUGCUUAUGGACUAUUUCAAGUCGAAAAGAACUUAAAAACAUAUUGUAAAAAACAUGUAGCAAGAAAAGCGCAGAAAAAUAGUAAA